AGCGCCUCUGUCGAAACCGAACAUACAUAACACGUCAUGAAUUGUUUUUAUCGGUAGAAAUCAGUUUAUUUUUUAUAUAAGCAUGAUGAGCGGAUACAGUUCUAUUCCCGAUUUGAUUAGCAGCAGUGUUAAUUUAGAUCUGGCAAAUGGGGAUCAAAGUUUGCUAACCUCGAGAAAAACUUAUACUUCGGGAACAAUUCACCCAUUCACUCCAGCUCGUUCCACUUUACAUGUUUUAAAGGGAGAAAUAAGUUCUGUUUUACAAAUACCUGAGGCCAAGAAGAUUUGUUUAUUUUUAAUAUUUAAUAUAAUAAGUUCAAUAAUACUGUUGCUAUGGUGUCAUACAACAAACAGUAUGGCUUUAACAGCUUAUACUUAUCUCACUAUCUUCGACAUAUUCAGCAUUCUAACAUGCUUACUCAGUAUUUGGGUUCAAAUACAGAAACCUACUCCAGCAUUCUCUUUCGGGUAUGAGAGAUUUGAAGUGUUAGCUGUUUUUGCCAGUACCAUGUUAGCACAACUUGGGUCAUUCUUUAUUUUAAAAGAAAGUGUGGAAGCUCUUUUACAACAGCCUGAAAUUCACACCGGAAGAUUAUUAGUGGGUGGAGUAUUUGCGUGUAGCGUCCAUCUUGUUGUAACGUUUGGUGUAAAGAACCGAGCCAUGAACCAUAUAGUAGCUGCAUCUAGUUCCAGUUGGUUACAAGAACACAUGUCCGAUAUGAGUGAAAGUUUAUGCAGUGUUGUACCAGGACUCCGGAAACUUUUAUUACCCAGAAUUAACCCGUUUGUUUUAAUAGCCCUGACUGGGGGUGUGUCAUUAUUCGUUACUUAUAUACUAAUAGAUACAAAAUUAUAUUAUUCUGCCGACACGUGGGCGGCUGUUGGAAUAGCCAUCAUGAUGUUUGGUACCAUGGCUCCUAUGAGCAUAUACACAGCUAAAAUACUCUUACAGACAACACCGUCUCAUAUACUGGGUCAACUUGAUAAAGUUUUACGAGAAGCUUCAACAUUAGAUGGUGUUUUAGAAUUUCGUCAGGAACAUUUCUGGACUUUGUCUUUUGGUACCUUGGCUGGUUCUGUACAAGUUCGUGUGAGAAGAGAUGCAGACGAACAACUCGUGUUAGCUCAUGUUUAUAGUAGACUUUCAAACUUAGUUUCAUUAUUAACGAUACAAAUAUUUAAAGAUGAUUGGACCAGAUCUACCGGAUACAGUAUGAUGUCAUCGGCACCGUUUAUACCCGCAGCGACAUCCCACGGUCAAGAUCGCGCCAAUUCUCCACCACUGCCACCAUUUAUUCCAUAUCAAGGUCAAGGUGUUCAAGCUCCAAUGACUAGUGCCGUUGAUAUUAAUAGAAUAUUGUCUAGUCAAGCUCCGUACAGUCAAACUGGUAGAAUAAACAUUAACCCUUCUAACCAAUAUUCAUAUAUGGGCGGAGCAAGUUAAUCUCAAAACUCGAGUGACUCCAAAGAAACCAAUGCAAUUUGGUUCAAUCAUAUAUUAGACAACAUCAUACUCAAAUUCGGCCGAAGUCUGCCGAAAGGACGUAAUUCACAUAAUUCAAUAUGGCAGUCUCAAGGAAGUUUCUGAGAGUGAUAUCUUUAACUAGUGCGUUUCUGUGGUGGGACAAUAAAUAGAUUUUUAUAAAAAUCCUGCAAUACAAAGUGGUAAUCGAGGUGAAAUGUUCCGAAAUAACAAAUUUGACCAAACCAAUUUUAACAAAAAUUAUUUUUCACAUAGUACCUGUUAUUUUUUCAAAAUGGCUGCCAAAUUUGGUAAUAACAUGUCGGCGUAUAUAACCAAUCACUAUCUCGUAAGAUAUGACUUUUACUAUGUCUUUUAUAUGGUUUUAUAUGAAAUUUGAAAAUCCAACAUGGUAAAAAUUCAAAAUGGCUGCCAAAAUGGAAUCCACCUUGAACUCAGCAACCUCAAAACCCUUACGAUUAAAUACAAUUCUGCCAUUUUGGAUUUCAUUUUGAAUUUUUGCGGUCAUGGAUUCCCGAAAUUGAUUUUUGAGAUCAGAAGUGAACCCAGCGAGAUAGACAUCCACAUAAAUGACAUAAAUCCGCCAUUUUUGAAUCCAUUUUGAAUUGCCGCCAUGUUGGAUUUUCGAAAUUUAUCUUUAAAUUCAGAGACAUAGAAAACUAUAUAAAAGACAUAGUAAAAGUCAUACCUUACGAUAUGGAGGAAAUACUAUUUUAUUACGAUUAAUUAAAAUUCCGCCAUUUUGGAAUUCAUUUUGGCGGCAAUUUGGAAUUUCUACCCUCAUUGAUUCUCUAAAUUCGUAUUACAAGUCAUAUCCAACAGGAAUAAACCACGAUCAACUUAAAAUCCGUCAUUUUGGCUGCCAUUUUGAAUUGCUACCCAGAUCAUGGAUUUUUGAAAUUAUCUUUAAAUUCAGAGACAUCGAAAACCAUAUAAAAGACACGGUAAAAGUCACAGGUUUUUUUUUUUGUAUUUUUUUCGGCACAUUUCACCUCUAUAACUACUUUUUGUUUGAAGAAUUUAAAACAAAAAUAGUUAUUCUCCCACCACUAAAACACACUGGUUACGAAAUAUCGCUCUCCGAAAAUUCCUGAAGACCGUCAUAUUGACUAAUGUUGUCUGACAUGUGUAUAAUUUAACAAACUGCAUUGGUUUCUUUUGCAAUUUGUUUUGGGUAAAACAUUAUCCCUCAUCCGCUAGGGGGGUUGAAUGGCCGAAUGGUUAGCGCGUGCGCGCUGUAUCAUAAGGUCUGUCAUUGAAUCACCUGACGUGGUUUCGAUUCCCCUUUUGUAUGUCACAAGGGGUAGGGUCGCCUGUCGAACCUCGCGGGUUUUCUCCGGUGUCCCUCAUUUACUCCCACUGCUAAAGACCCCUACGCACAAUCGAAUUAUUGAAAUAAAAUUGAACUGGGCUUUUGAUAGAGCGAUGUCAUGUUGUUAAGGGGGCGUAGCUAUCUUUGUUGGAUUGUUUUAUUGUUGCGUCAUUCACUUUUAGCAUUGUACAAAUCCCAGGAUAAAAUGAGAAUAAAAUGUAAAAACAGGCCCCCGAGUUCACAAAGCAUUCUCAGACUUAAGUUAAGAAUUUACUCAACUUUCAAUCAGUGUUUAUGAUAGAUAUCUUUGAUCUAGAAACACAAAACGUUGCAUAUAGUUUCUUAUUGAUGUAUUUGAUACAUUAAAACAACAAAAGUUUUAUAAAGGGCUAUAUUUUAGUUAAAAUAAGGUGACCAAGUUUGAGUAAAUUGAGAAUCCUUUGUGAACUCGAGGUCAGAUUGUAUUUUACCAGCAGGUUCUUGUGAACUGUAAUGGGUGUAAAAUGAAGAAGACAUUUUUCGUCUUAAUAAUAGAAAUAAGAUGAAACAGAAUUAAAAUUUACAUUGAACAAAUAAAGAAGUUGGAUUAUA
Messenger RNA from Patella vulgata (common limpet), 3386 nucleotides. Its product is annotated as zinc transporter 6. Gene Ontology annotation, molecular function: monoatomic cation transmembrane transporter activity. The record is from RefSeq and is a predicted model, not a curated record. The transcript is spliced from 13 exons. Gene Ontology annotation, biological process: transmembrane transport; monoatomic cation transport. Gene Ontology annotation, cellular component: membrane. Lineage: Eukaryota; Metazoa; Mollusca; Gastropoda; Patellidae. Bases 83 to 1444 code for a protein of 453 amino acids.